UUUGCAUUGCUUAUUAUUUGGGAGUCGGUAAUGCGUAUAAAUAGACUGAAAUUUGUCAUGCAGAUUUGCCGACAACGACAACAAUUUAUUAAUUCCUGAUGUACGCAGUAUUUCUACAUUGUUGACGCAUUUUAUCAUCAUAUUAGAUUUAAUAUCCCUGCAUCAUGUUCGGAAGAGGGAAGAAAAGUAAUAACGCACCGCCAAAAUCGGAUCAAGUUCGAAAAACGAACACAGACAUGUUUGGCAUGCCUGACCUAUCGGCCUAUGCUGUCAAUGCUGAGGUGGGUGUGUCCGAUGAGGCCCUGGAGGCCGAGCUAGCCGCCCUGCUCGAAGAGGAAGAUGACGACGCCCCUCAGAUCACCCGGCAACGAAGACCAGCUCCAGCUCCAGCCAAGCAGAAUAAGACAGUUGAUGCUAUCAAACACAUUGAUGCAAUGGCUGCCGAAGCAAUGAAGGACAUUGAUGAUGAUGAUCUCGAUGACGAUGACGAAGAUGAGGAUCUCCUACUUGCUGAGCUUGAGGACAUCACACAGGAAUCGUCAGAAACCCUCACUCCUCCUGUCCCAAGUCCAAAGAUGGCAACUAGACCUAGCCCUAAGCCCAGCCCUGCUCCAGAGUCUAGUCCCGCCCCAGGGCUGAGGCCAGGACCAUCCAGUGUGAACAGAAGUCCCUCGCCAGCUAGAAAACCAGGUCCUGGUACUGCAGCACCAAGUCCAUCCCAAACACAGAAACCCUCGGAACCAGCUGAUAUGAACACCCUGCUCCAGCAACGUGCCCAAUCGUACCAGCAGGCCAUUGUCGCAGCAGAGGCAGCUGGGGAGGGGUCAAAGGUCAGGAGAUACAAACGUCAACUCAAGACCUUGACAGAUAUGCUGAGGAAAGUCAAACUGGGUAAACCUGUUGAUAAGGAGGAGAUUUCCCCUGAUGUCUUUGUACCUAAACCAGCAGCUGAUGAACAACCUCCUCCCCAGCAGCAGCAGCAGCAUCAACCAGUGCCUGCACCUAGGGCACCAGCAGUGACACAGCCAACCUCUCCCCCAGCAAUAGUAGAGCGACCAGAUCCUGCACAAAGCAAAAGUACAGAUGCUGAUCAAUUGAAGUUACUGAGUGUGAAGAGAGAUCAAUACAAAAUGGCGGCCCUCCUUGCCAAGAGGUCAGGUGACAUAAAGACUGCUGCCGAACAUCUCAAGGUUGCUAAGCAAUUUGAUGCAGUUAUCAAUGCACUGGAAGCGGGUCAGCAGGUUGACCUCAGUGGGAUGCCCGGUCCCCCUCCACAACCAGCAGCGGCAGCUCCUAGGCAACCUCCUGCUCCACAUCCGACUCGAGCUCCUGCACCCACAGCUCCUGCACCCACAGCUCCUGGUCAAGCUCCUGUUCCUGGUCCAGGUCCAUCGGCAAGCUCAGACCAGGGCUAUCCCAGUCCCAAGACGGACCUUGAGGCUCUGCUUCAGAGACGAGAGAAGUAUAAGAGCAUGGUGGACAAGGCAAAGGAAGAGAAUAACGACUCUAAGGCUCGCAGGAUUGGACGCAUUGUUAAGCAAUAUGAAGACACCAUGAGGAAACAGAAGUUGGGCAAGCCAGUCGAUCUCUCCGAGCUACCCGCUCUUCCAGAGUUCCCUCCCUUUCCUUCUCAAUCCGGUGGCCAGACUGCCCCACCAGUAGCCCAAGCCGUUGCCCCAGCAGCACCCCCUGCAGCUGCCCCGGUAGUUACGGCAGCGGCGGGGGCUAGUGCCCCUCAAGCAUCCCGGCCCGCUCCCUCAAGGCCUCCAGCACCAACGAGGCAGAUGUCAGCUAAAGAGAACAUGUACCAGCGGAACAUCGUCGUCUUGAAGGACAGGAUAAAACAGUUUAAAAUGCUGGCCUUGGAGUCCAAGAAGAGCGGAGAUAUAUAUGAGGCUAAGAGGUUACUCAAGAUUGCUAAGGAAAUCGAGCACAUGUUAAGUGCUGCUGAAGGAGGCCUGCCUGUCAAUCUCGACUCAAUACCUAAGGUUCCUCAAAAGGAGCCCGAAGCCGUCUCCCCUCCGACAUCACCGGAGCCGGAAGGAGGCUUUGAGACGGUUGCCGAUGGCAACGCUCAGGAAGUGUACGCAAGGUUGAUUGCCACCCUGCAAAAACAAAUUGAGGUAUGUGAAGGGAAUGCCAAGGUGUAUGGAAAACUGGGCAACAUCAAAUCAGAAAAGAGGUUUCAAGAAUUUCAGGACUCUUGUCAACAGGAUCUCGACUUGUUGAUCUCCAAGCAGUCGAGAGGGGAAGCCUUACCCAGGCACCAUUAUGAGCAGAGAACACUGCCCUCUGUCAGACUUUGUCCAGAUGUCAAAGAGAAUGAGGCUGAGAUAACCAUUGUGCAGGGAUUGCAGCUGCACUGUCCCAAUGAAAAAGAUUCAAAGGACAUAGACACCUAUAUAAAAGCAGAAUUUCCUUAUCCAUCGGACGAGCCCCCGACCCAUAAGACAGGAUGGGCGAAAGGAGCCGAUAAUCCCCAGUACAACUUGAGCUACACCGUGGAGAUCAACCGCAGCUCCAGGACUUUCAACUCGGCCAUCAAAAGGAAGGCAAUCAAACUUGAAAUCAUCUACAGCAAAGGCUUAUUACGAGGACACAAGACGUUAGGAACAGCCAGCCUCAAACUUGCCGAACUAGAGAACAAAUGUGAACUGCACGAAUCAGUACCGCUGAUGGAUGGAAGGAGAGAGAUCGGAGGAAAGAUUGAGGUCAAAGUUCGCCUUCACCACCCCCUGUCAGGGUUGAAGGAAGACUUUGUGAAGGAGAAAUGGCUUAUCAUCGACAGCGUUCAUAAGAAAACAAAGAUAUCAAGCCCUCCAGCUGCAGCUUCUCAGCAGAAGCAAUCUCCAUCAAAAUCAUCUUCAGGUGGUGGCAGGUCGUCUGGAAGCGUACAAAGAACAUCGGCUACUGACUGCGUUGAAAUACUCAAAUGGGAGAUUGGAACGCUCAAGAAAAAGAUUGGUGACAUGCAAGCGCACAAGCAGCAGGUCCCUAAUGAGUUUAUCAUGAGCUACAAGGCCCUUCAAGAAAGAUUACAGAAGCUACAGACGUUCUUGAAGGAAGGCGGAUCACAGGCUAGAUAUGCCUAUGUCUCAAGGUUACAAGCCUUGUCACCAAACCUUCUAGCCCAGGCCAAAGAGUCACUCCAGGCAGGUCAGAAGGACAAAGCAUCCAUGUUCAUGACCAGGAGAAAACUUGUGGAUGCUGAAAUUGCUUCAUUAUCAAGAAGAUAGAGCGCUAAGGUUUGAUUGAAGCAUCUUGCAUCGGAUGAAAACAUUAUGGAAGUAGUUGCCAUGAAUCCUAAGGGGAGCAAGAAGAGAGUUUGGAUAGUGCCCUAUUGUGAAUCAGAUGUCAUGGUCAUUUUCUUAACUCAUAUGUGAAUGGAUUUUAGCUGCAUUUUAGAGAGAAAAAAUCAGACAUUAAACUUUGUUUCAAGAAAACCUGGUUGGUUAGUCCCUGCUCCCCCUCUUUCUCUCCCUCCCCUCCUCCCCUCCCUCCCCCUCCUCCCCAUCCUCCCUCAUCCUUCCCCCCUCCUUAAAGCCCCAAUGCACUACUUUUUAGCUAGUUGUGCCCUUUUUAUAGCAAACAAUGCCUAAGCGGUGACCAUUGGUCCCGCCACGAUCCCAUUUUUCUUAUGUUAAUUGAGAGCUAGGAGGUCUAAUCCCUCCUGGCCAAACUAGUGCAGAAGGGCUUUAAACAAGUAAAUUAUUCUAGGGACAGUGACAAAUCCAGGAUUCUGUUGCCUGGCUGGGGGAAAGGUACAACUACAAAAAAUCUCUUUUGUAACUUGAGUUCUCCUACAUGGCUCAGAAGGGUUGAAAACAAUAAAAACACAAAGGAGCAGGCUUGUACUUGUACCUUGUUUUUUCUUUAUAUCAACGUUCCAUUGUAUAUUCUUUUCAUUUAAAGCAUUAUAUUCAUAUAAUCCAGAGAGAUGUAUUUAUUUGCAACACUUUCAUGAGAUUUUCCAUGAAUUCUUGUGAUAGCUGUUAAAACUGUAUUUUAGUUUAUGUGUAUAUGAAACACAUAAUUUAUGUUGAUGCCAUAUUAAUGAUACCAAUAUUUUACUUGUAUAUUGUUGUAUAGAUCUUCUAUAUUCGGAAGUUGUGAUAUUAGUUUUCUACCAUUAAUGUAAGACACUCAAUCAUGAAUUUGAUAGGAUUGCCAAAGAUUGUUUAUUUAUGUCAUAAAAUAUAGUUUAUUUAUUGUGCCUCAAUGAGACAGAGAAUUUUUAGUAAAUUAAUAUGAGCUGGUUAUAGGAUUUAUACAAAGUUUAGAAUCAUCUAUGAAUUCAGUUUAAUAAUGAAAUUUGUAAAUUUAUGUUUAGAUAUGGACCAAAGUAUGGUUGUACGCUCACAGUUUAUUCAGAGCAGAGCUAGCUAGUUUUACAACAUAAGUUCAACACUGCAAGCACUUUUCCCCCCAUAAAUUUUAUGAUAUAAAAAGAAGAGUGAUUUCAAGUUGGGUGUUAGUGUUUAGAGCAGUCAAGAGCUCUUAAAUCAAGCUAAAAAUUUGCUGAUGAAUUUAAGAGCCUGAUACCGAUAUCAAUAUUGAUAGCUGGACACUAACACCGAACUGGAAAUCAACAUUUGCUUAAUCCCUAGAGGCUAGUGUUAGUGAAUAGGACAUUUGUACGCAAAAUAUUAACACCAACCAAAAAGAUCGGUUAAGCAGACGACAAUAUGCUAAAUCAAUAACACGUACUAGCCACCGGAAGUUGACGAUAUUCAGAGGUCAAAGCCUUAACACCAGCUGAUUUCCAUUUCAGUGUUUAGGACUGGUGUUAUUGUUUAUUAAACACUAACACCAGCCCUAAACACCCAACUUGAAAUCACUCAAUGUCAGGGUUCUUCUCUUAUUAUUUUUUGUUCAAGGCAUGAUUUCGACUGAUUUGACACACGGUGGAAUAAGUAUAUUUGAUUCAUAUUUAUGUAUAACAGAUAUACAAAUCAUGUUCAUAGAAUAUAACGUUAAAAGUAUUGUAUUGUCUUUCAUAAUUUGCUUUUACACUUACCGGUAUAUUUUCAUUUAUUUUUCAUUUGUCUGCUUGUCUGUUUACUUUAAAAAAUUCUAAUUUCAAUUAACACAUGUCUUAAGUUUUUGUAUACCGGUAAUGGUUUUUUUCUAUUAUUGUUGUUGCAAUAUUUAACAGGCUUUACACUCUUUCUUCUUUUUUAAACCAAAAAAAUGUUUUUAAUAAAUAGUAUACUUAGAUGAAUGCUUUAUUGUUGGAAUGAUCACAAAUAAAAGUGAGAUCCUGACUCAAAGAUCUCAAAUAAAGGAAA
This is a messenger RNA of Strongylocentrotus purpuratus (purple sea urchin), 5288 nucleotides long. Its product is annotated as coiled-coil and C2 domain-containing protein 1-like. Gene Ontology annotation, molecular function: DNA-binding transcription repressor activity, RNA polymerase II-specific; RNA polymerase II cis-regulatory region sequence-specific DNA binding. Lineage: Eukaryota; Metazoa; Echinodermata; Echinoidea; Camarodonta; Strongylocentrotidae. Gene Ontology annotation, biological process: regulation of transcription by RNA polymerase II. The coding region runs from base 165 to 3236 and encodes 1023 amino acids. Gene Ontology annotation, cellular component: nucleus. The record is from RefSeq and is a predicted model, not a curated record. The transcript is spliced from 26 exons.